Molecule: messenger RNA, 3081 nt
Organism: Paramuricea clavata
Lineage: Eukaryota; Metazoa; Cnidaria; Anthozoa; Malacalcyonacea; Plexauridae
Source: the annotation of a GenBank genome assembly
GUACGACUGAAAGCCCGUGGUGGGAAUACAACGACAAUAGCACUAGGUCAACAACCGAAAGUUGGGAAGAGGCGACUGAAUAUCCUUGGGAAGCAAAUACUACAACAGAAGGUUGGUAGACUAUACUGCGCAGCCUAAUUACUUAUUUAUAUAGUCGUCCACGCGUGUUUGCGCACGAUCAAGCGCGGCAAAUACAUGGCCCAUUCGCCACCCGCAAAUUGCACGAGUCCAAUUCGAGGUCUUUGAAUCGAAAAAGUUUUGAACGGUUUUUUGAAGUUUUUCAAAAUUAUACACGAGAAACAAUACUAUUACUUAUUAAUAAUUUACAGUAAAUAAUUAUGCAGAAGCUAAUAACUAAUUUAAUCAUCCACUCAUUUGAAUGGCACAACUACUUGACACAAAUAUUUAAAGUUUGUAAGUUCAUUCAAAAUGUUUAUUCAAAAUAUCUUUUGUUUACGAGAUUGGCACUUAUUUCUUCUUUGACACCCAAUUUCUUUAUUGCCAUAUUUUUUUGGGGGGGAGGAGGAGGGAGAGGGGGCUGGUGUUGAUAUGAAGUACUAAGUAUUGUAUUCCUUUCUGUCUGAUGAUGACUUUCUGUCUGAUAAUGACACCUCACAAAACGUCCCCAAAAAAAUUUUGAACAAUAGUUUUACAUAAAGGGGGCUUUAAUGUAGUUUUUCAGGCAUUUCUCGACCUCAAUUUUCCAGAAAAUUCAUUAAUAUUUAACACGUUCCGCAAUUCCAGCAUUCCAGGGCCCCUCUCCGCAAGUUGGGCCCCCUUUUUUACUAUACUUUGGGGGUGUUACACACCCAAUCCCCACACCUCCCCCAGUAGUUCCGGCCCUGAUUUCACGAUGGCAUUAUUAUUCGAAAUUUGGUAUGAUUUAUAUAUGAUUAUUUCCAUACGAAUAGAUUGGCAGCCCAGGGAAAGAUGGUGGCGUCCAACAAAAUAUUGGUGGGAUACGUAUACGACAGAAAAUUGGUGGAAUCCAACCAGAUACUGGUGGCAAACAAGAACAACUGAAAAUUCCUGGUGGAACAACUGGUGGAACAGACCAACUCGCAGCUGGUGGAACAGACCAACUCGCAGUUGGUGGAAAGCGACAAACACAACAACUGAAAAUUCCUGGUGGAACAGACCAACUCGCAGCUGGUGGAACAGACCAACUCGCAGCUGGUGGAACAGACCAACUCGCAGCUGGUGGAACAGACCAACUCGCAGUUGGUGGGAAGCGACAAACACAACAACUGAAAAUUCCUGGUGGAACAGACCAACUCGCAGCUGGUGGAACAGACCAACUCGCAGCUGGUGGAACAGACCAACUCGCAGCUGGUGGAACAGACCAACUCGCAGUUGGUGGGAAGCGACAAACACAACAACUGAAAAUUCCUGGUGGAACAGACCAACUCGCAGCUGGUGGAACAGACCAACUCGCAGCUGGUGGAACAGACCAACGCGCAGUUGGUGGGAAGCGACAAACACAACAACUGAAAGCUGGCAGGAAGGGACCGAAUAUCCGACCGAGAGUUGGGAAGAAGGAACUGAGUAUCCACCGCAACCAACCGAAGAUUGGCGGGAAACGAACGUGUAUCCAUGGGAAAGGCAAACAACUCGAAGUUGGUGGGAAGGUACCAAAAGUUGGUGGGAUACCUACACGACAAAAGGUUAGAGAUUGGUGCCGCCGCCAGGAGGGGGGGGGGGGUAUCCGGGAGCAUGCUCUCUCGAAAAAAUAAAUUUGGGCCUCUGAAAUGGCAUUUCUUGCAUUUGUAGAGGCACUUGGUAAAAAAUGUGAAGGUCUUAAUAAAUCACCAAUUUAUUGACAAUGUCAAAAUAUUGAUUUCACACAUACAAAUCUUAUAGAGCUUUAUAAUGGAACAAAGUUCAGUGGAGUCUAUGAGGCGAUGCGCGCAAGAUACGCAACACUAUCUGCUGCCAAUUUUCCAUCUCUUCCCGAUUUUUUUUAUCGAAUUUGCGCCUGUGUAUUAAUUAAAUUAAUAGAGAGAAUUAAAUAGACAGGCAGGGUUUGUACGGUCCUUAAAAACCAUGAAAUGAGCUAUCUAAUGUAGAGUUUAAAAAGGCAAUGUAAUGUAGUGUGAUUAACUAACUAUUAAAUACUAUAUCAUUUUCUGUUUGAUAGCUUGGAGGCGUUGGUGGGAAAUGAAACCAACACGAGAAGCUACUACCGAAAAUUGGAGGGAAACGACUGAGUAUCCAUGGCAAAGGCAAACAACCAGAAGUUGGUGGGAAGGCACCAAAAGUUGGUGGGAUACCACAACAGGUUAGAGAGCAAUGAGGGAGGCGCCAGGAUUUGUUAUUUGGGGCGGGGGCCUUGGGUUACUGAGAUGGCAUUUCCUCCAUUGUGAAAAAUGUAAAGGCUUUAAUAAAUUACUUUUAACAGCGUCAAAUAUUGAUUUUAGAAUGAUUGACAAUUUAAUUCAGUGGGAGACAUAUGUCCCAUAGAGCUUUAUAAUGGAACAAAGUUCAGUAGAUUCUAUGGAUAUAUAGAUUAUAUUAGAUACGCAACACUCCCUCCCCAAUAGUAGUUUCAAAAGGCUAUGUAAUGCACUGUGAUUAACAAAAAUACUUUAUCAUUUUCUGUUUGAUAGCUUGGAGGCCAUGGUGGGAAGUGAAAGCAACAGCUAGUACCGAACGUUGGGAAGAAGGCACUGAAUAUCCAUGGUGGUGGGAAACAACUAAAUCUUCAUGGCAACCAACCGAAAGAACGUCACGUGAUGGACGCUGGAGGAAAGUUGAUUGGUGGAAAGAUAUUUUGAAACGAAAACACGUCGAUAAAGUCAUCAAACUAUUUAAAGAUUUCCACGUAGACGACGAUAAUUAAUCCCGGACACGUUUCAAAUAUUUUUCUGAGACUUUUGUUUUUUAUCUUUAAAAAUGAUUUUUUAUUUGGGACAUGUAAUUUUUCCUGUAGAGCGUAGUUAUACGAGCGAAUUAAUUUGUUUAACCAUUUCGUAGUUGUAAAUUGAGUUCAAUUGUUGGAUUAUCCUGUAUGACUGAUGACGAUGCAGUAUUUGCUGUUGUAAAUUUGUUUUAAUAAAACAAGCAUUUCAAAAGUUUACUCAA